Molecule: messenger RNA, 1084 nt
Organism: Magallana angulata
Lineage: Eukaryota; Metazoa; Mollusca; Bivalvia; Ostreida; Ostreidae
Exons: 4
Coding region: 92-700 (202 amino acids)
Source: RefSeq, a predicted model, not a curated record
UCGACAUUUCCUAGUGUAGUUCCUUCAUGUAAACAUUUGUUACUUCAGCGGAAGGAUAUUGUGACGGGAUUUAAAAGAGACAACCUUUAUCAUGUUAGGCUACUUAAGCUUGGCAUUACUUGCUGUUACAUUUAAUUUUGUCCAUACGUCUUCAUUGCCGAGUAUCCGAGUAUUUGAUCACAAACCACAGAAUGUAGAGGAGGAAGCUAACGGGUGUAGCUGUGUGGGCUACACGUGUGGAUGUUGUCAGCAUUUAGAGGUGGACGAGAUAGGUCUGAACGACACUGUGUGUAUCAACGUGAAGUACCUGAACCAGGAUUACGGGUUAGAGGUCACACUCAGCGUGGAUGGACACGUCUACAUCAACGCCUCUAUUUCAGCUCGGAACCCUCCUCCAUUGUGUGCCGCCAUACCGGGACUGAAGGAUUUGGCCAGCAUCUGUUUACAAUUCUACAACUUGAAUGUCAACUCCACUUCCUUUUCCGGUUGUAUGAGAGUGGUUGCCAAGCUUAAAUACGUCACUGUGGAUAAAAUAAAUAUCGGCUGCUUCAAAAUCCCUCCCUCUAAAUCCGGCGCCCGGACAGUCCCAAAAGUCCAGUCUAAAGAAUUCCUGGCUUUUGUGGAGAAAUACAUGGAUGCUAAACGCUCGGACUAUAAAUGGUUAGAUCUGAAGAAAUUUGAUGUGAGAAGUCUUAAAUGAGCAUUAGAAACCAUGAAAGAGACGUAUACUGAACUAAAUACUGACUAUUUCUCCACAUCCAUGAAGUCCACAUUUAUAUACUAAAGUAUACUUGAAGACUUUUUAAAAGUAUACAAUUUUUUUUCUCGUACUUUAUAAAUGUAUUGCUGAAGUUUUGUUUAAUUUACGUUAUUUUUACCAAUAUGCAUUUACAAAAAAAGAUUUCUUUCAAAAUAAAACGUGUAUACAUGCAAAUUUGCUUAAAGGUCAUAUCCUGCUUUUCAGGUAAUUUUUUUUCGCAAAUGUAUAAAGUAUAUACUAAUAUUGUAUCAAGAUAUAUAUGCAUGUUGAACAUGAAGUGAUCAGUAGAAACGAAAAACUGAAAUUAAAAAAAAAACAACCAUA